Molecule: messenger RNA, 6753 nt
Organism: Notolabrus celidotus (New Zealand spotty)
Lineage: Eukaryota; Metazoa; Chordata; Actinopteri; Labriformes; Labridae
Gene: slc9a7
Product: solute carrier family 9 member 7
Exons: 18
Coding region: 528-2651 (707 amino acids)
Biological process (GO): sodium ion transport; regulation of pH; proton transmembrane transport
Cellular component (GO): membrane; recycling endosome
Molecular function (GO): sodium:proton antiporter activity
Source: RefSeq, a predicted model, not a curated record
CAAGGGGAACCGCGUUGCUAGUCGUCGUAGUUUCGACAGUCGUCGUGGUCGGCGUACGAUCCUCUUUUUCAGACGACUUCCUCUUGGAUUUCUUCGAGAAGAAGCACCCCAUGUUGUCCUUUCAGUGGGGCACAGAUGAGAACAGCACUACCAAGGCCACGUCGCGGAGCGGAUCUUUACUUUCACUUCUCCAGGAAAAGGCUGACUUUAACGUCCAAGAGCUGCGCAUGUGAGUUUCCUGUUUUGAAGAGGAGUGAGCUCUGAACUGCAGAUUCAUCACAAUCCUGGGACAAUGACUCAGUAGCUCAGAAGAAGGUGUCUUCAGGGCGGCAGUGGUCUGAUCUGGUCUCCUCCACAGGGCAGCGCAGUCUCCCCCUCUCCUCUGCUCUCCUCUCCCCGUGUGUGUUUCUUUAAAAGGCUGAACCCGCCGGUCUGUAGCAGGGUAGGCUCACCGCUCGGCUCAGCUGUCCCCUCCAGCAGUGACAUGGCACUGAGGCGGUGAUCGUCCGUCAGCAGCAUCCUGCACCAUGGACGCUCCUCAACGGGGCUCCGUGAUCCCCAUGUGGAUCGUGCUGAUCGCGGGCUCGGUGCUGAAGGCGCAGGGAGACGGAAUAGAAGAACUUGCAACCGAGAAGGAGGCGGAGGAAAGUCACCGUCAGGACAGCGUUAAUUUGCUGACAUUCAUUCUGCUGCUGACCUUAACGAUCCUCACCAUAUGGCUCUUCAAGCACAGACGGGUCCGUUUCCUUCACGAAACCGGUCUGGCAAUGAUUUACGGUUUGCUGGUAGGUGUGAUUCUGCGGUACGGCAUCCCCGCCACCAGCUACCACAACAAGACUCCCCCAAGCUGCAUGCUGAAGGAGGGACCUACGAGCACCCUGCUGCUCAAUGUCAGCGGAAAGUUCUUUGAGUACACGCUGAAAGGAGAGAUCAACUCCAGGGAGAUUCACAACGUGGAGCAGAAUGACAUGCUGCGCAAGGUGACGUUUGACCCUGAAGUAUUCUUCAACAUCUUGCUGCCUCCGAUUAUUUUCCACGCUGGAUACAGUCUGAAGAAGAGACAUUUCUUCAGGAACCUGGGCUCCAUCAUUACCUACGCUUUUCUCGGCACUGCCAUCUCAUGCUUCGUUAUCGGGAAUCUGAUGUACGGCGUGGUCAAACUGAUGCAGGCGGUCGGACAGUUGACGGACAAGUUUUACUACACAGACUGUCUCUUCUUUGGAGCAAUCAUCUCUGCUACAGACCCAGUGACGGUGUUGGCCAUCUUCAACGAGCUGCAUGCAGAUGGGGAUCUGUACGCUCUGCUGUUUGGAGAGAGCGUCAUGAAUGAUGCAGUGGCCAUCGUCCUCUCCUCGUCCAUAGUGGCGUACCAGCCCAGCGGAGCAAACACUCACAUGUUUGAUGCCUCAGCCUUUUUCAAGUCGGUGGGUGUGUUUCUGGGUAUUUUCAGCGGCUCCUUCGUGAUGGGAGCAGCUACAGGAGUCGUCACUGCUCUCGUCACCAAAUUCACCAAGCUGCACUGCUUCCCUCUACUGGAGACGGCCCUCUUCUUCCUCAUGUCCUGGAGCACCUUCCUGCUGGCCGAGGCCUGUGGGUUCACAGGUGUUGUAGCCGUGCUUUUCUGUGGCAUCACUCAGGCUCACUACACCUACAACAACCUCUCUGAGGAGUCCACAAAGCGCACCAAACAGCUCUUCGAGGUCCUUCACUUCCUGGCAGAGAACUUCAUCUUCUCCUACAUGGGCCUCGCUCUGUUCACCUUCCAGAAUCACAUUUUCAGCCCCAUUUUCAUCAUAGGGGCUUUUAUUGCUAUAUUCAUCGGAAGGGCUUUAAACAUCUACCCGCUGUCCUUCCUCCUCAACCUCGGCAGACGUCACAAGAUCAAGGGAAACUUCCAGCAUAUGAUGAUGUUUGCAGGUUUGCGUGGAGCGAUGGCAUUUGCCUUGGCCAUCCGGGACACGGCGACAUACGCCCGGCAGAUGAUGUUCACCACCACGCUGCUCAUCGUCUUCUUCACUGUCUGGGUGUUUGGAGGUGGGACGACACCCAUGCUGUCCUGGCUGCACAUCAGAGUUGGGGAAACCAAAGCUUUGCAGGAUGAGCGACGUCGAAGAGAAAAGUGGGAGUACUCCAGGGUUGGUGUGGAUCCAGAUCAGGACCAGCAGCCCUGUGGAGACAGCUUCCAGGUCUUACAGGGGGAUGGCCCUCAGGCUGAAGGCCAGAGUAAAACCAAACAGGAGAGUGCGUGGCUCUUCAGACUGUGGUACACCUUUGAUCACAACUACCUGAAGCCCAUCCUGACACACAGCGGCCCUCCUCUCACCUCCACUCUUCCUGCCUACUGCGGGCCGCUGGCGAGCUGUCUGACCAGCCCUCAGGCAUACGAGAACCACGAGCAGCUGAGAGACCACGACUCUGACCUCCUCCGCAAUGACGGCGACCUCACCUUCACGUUUGGUGACACCGCAAUCACAGCAAACGGGGCGUCCGGAGGCAGCGGGGAUGUUGCUGGAGGGUCGGGCUGGAGCGCCAACGGGAAAAGGAGCGGCAGCACGUCAGAGGAGGCGCUUGAGCGCGAGCUGGACUCCCGCGAGCAGGAGCUGCUGAGCCGGGGCACACGCCUGGUUUUCCCCAUGGAAGAUCAUGUUUGACCCCCUUCUUCUAUUUGCUCUCAUCACCAACCUCCCUGACCUGACCCCCAGCCCCCCUCACCCAUCAGCUCCCUCUCUACGUCCUGGAGGCAGAGCAUCCAGCCCCUCAGAGAUGAUAAGACAGAGUGGAGAGACAUGGGAGGAGACAACGGGAGGGUUCACAGACACUCGGAGCUCUAUCCAGACCCCUGGAGCUGAGCUGAAGGAGCAUUUCAUCUUCAUUACAGAGCUGGAAUGUGUUCUGCAGGGGACGUGUCCUCCAGUGCACCAGAAGAUAAAAUCUUCAUGUUACUAUACUGUGAUUUAGUUUCCUCUCAAUAAACCACACAGUUAUGCAGAAACGGGGACAAAAAGUCCUCAUGCAAGAUUAAAUCUGCUCUUUGGAGCAUCUGAAGCUGCGUGUGUUUGGCACAGUCACGAAAAGAAAAUGUGGCCUCUCUGAAAUCACACCACAUUUAGAAGUUGAAAUGAGGCUGAAAAUAAGUCGUGCUGCAAUAGAUCAAACAGGAGCCCUGUGGUUAGUGUGUACCAUUCAUGUGUUCAGUGAGGAUGCCCUUUGUGUCACACAGAAGCCUGUGUGUGAGGAGGAGAUGAGAAUGAGCUGCGUCUCAGCCACCGCAGCUCGUCAUGGGUGAAGAAACGGGGGUGAAGAAUGUGAGCAUGUAAAUAGCUACAAUACUACGCUUUGUUCCCUUUUAGUGAAACUGCUUCUGUUAGAGCAUUACACCCCCUGACUGCAACAAAUAGCACCUCUGUAUCCUGUCUUGGCGCUGGGACGGAUCUUUUUCUGUUUUCUGGGCUUCAUUUCAUAAAAAUAACGUGAUGAUGAGCAGAAGUGAUGCUAAGUUAUGCUAAUUUACCAAAACUUUAAAUAUGGACAUGAAGGAGAGGACAUAAAAAGACGUGUGAUACGAUCAAAAAACAUCGUAUAAAUCACAAAGGAGGCCUGAAACGUUUGUGGCAUAUUAAGGAAUAUUUGGUUACUGUUUGGUCAUGAGAUGUCACGUAACUUACAUAAACUUUUAUAGAAGAAUAAUCUGUUAACUGUCCUGAUCAUCAUCGUCCUAAAACGACAGAAAAUUGUAAAACUGUCCACCCCAGUUUCUUGCAAGAUGAUGCUGCUUAUUCUUUCAACGUGUAACCCACAGUGCAAAAUCCAUCAUAUAACAAUUUGUAAAAGAAAGAGGAUCAAUGUACCUUUAACAGGAGAAACAGAAACCUGUGAAUGUUUGACAUUUCAGCUUGAAAAAUGACCUCUUUUUGGUCUGAUGCAUCGAGUGAGUCCACGCAGCAAAGCGUAAAAUCUGCCGAGUCGUUCUCUUCAUGAAGUGAAAGGUUCAAAUGAAACUUUGAACGUCAGUGUUCAAUUUUUUUUAUCAAGAGCAUCUAAAAUAAAGAAAAAAUGCCAAGGAGAGAUUUGUAAGAGAGUUCAGAGAUUUUUGUAACUAAGUGUUUGCACAGAACCUCACUGAGCAUUUCUCACCCACUAUAUAAACCAUGUUCAUUCACUCAAACUACAGUGUCUCUGGGAAGUCUGCCCAAUUCUUUAACCGGACAUGCCUGUUGAAGUUGUUCAUUACACCUGCAGCAUGAGUCAGCAAACAUGAGAAAUCUGGCAUGUUUUCAUGUUUCUUAACCUAAUGUAUAGUGAACUGAUCCUUAUGCAAAUUUGAAUCCUGUCAGGGUAGGAAAGACCCAGAUGUGAAGCAGGGGGACUUGUCUGAUUCUUUAGGAUUCUGAUUCGCAUAACCACCUCUUACUUUACAUUAUCCAGCUUAUUGCCCGGCUGCUAACACAUCAUCAACCUUCUUGAAGUACAAAUUAACAUCAAACUAAACAUUGAGCGACUUUGAGUACUAAGAAAAGCGCUAUAUAAAUUCUAUGAAUUAUUAUUAUUAUUAUUAUUAUUGAAGGUGACGUUGGACGAGCUGAGCUGGACUACAGCAGCACUAUUGAUGUUAACAUGUCUGUCCUCGUUCAGCUCUCCUUCUUCUCUUUGACGUUGACUCACCUUUAAACAUAAACGAGUCAAAUGUCUCCUCUUUGAACAUUGUUGCUGUUAUCUCUACCUCUUCUGGUUUCAGAGACUUUGUAGAGACCAGCAGCUUAGAGAUGCUCACUCCAGCUCUGCUGCAGGACAGGAUGUUGCUCCACUUGUCCCUCACACUAACGUUUUUACCACAGUGUCAACAGGCAGAGAGGGAAUGAGACAGACUCCUUUAAAUGUAUUAGAUAUGGUAAUGUGAUCAGGUUGUCUUUGGCGUAGCUUUUGCUGUUAAGUAUUAAUCAGAAUCAAGUAUUCAACACAGCUGGGUAAUCAUUUGUUUCCUUCUGAUGGAGCCAAGCUAGCUUUCUCUCCCUGUCUCUAACCUUUGGGCUAAGCUAAGCUAACAAUUGUGCAGCAUCAGUGUUUUGUCUGGCAGUAACUUCAGCACAUUAUUAUUAAUAAUAAUAAGACUCAGUGGAGACGUCCCUGAGGUUUGAUUACAUGACUCCUGAACAUCCGUUUCCCUCAAAGAUGUAGUCCACCGAUAAUAAAGGGGAACACAUGUUGUUCUCUUUAGCCCUCUGAUGCACUUCUAAUGAAGCUGAUGCAGGUUUUGUUAGGCUGAGUUUCAUCCUCACUGCAGGUUUACCAUUAAAUAUAGGUACCAUGAGAUGACAGUGUAAACUCGUGUCACCUGAGGAGUAUUUUUAAAUCAGUUAACUGGUUUAGGAGUCAGCGCCAACAUGCAAGUCCUCAAUGCGAGACAAUGGCUGCUAAAUGUCAUGUCUGUUGGCUGAAUGAUUGAACCUCAUUGUUUCCCUGCAGGUCUAAUUUGCAUCCCUUUGUGUGACCUGUAGGUGUUCAUUUAUACCUCAUCAGUUACUCUCUGCCGAUCUUCUCACUAUAUUUCCUCAGUUUGUAUUGGAGCUUUUAGAUUCCCUCCUACGCCGCAUGAUUAUGAGGAGAAAAUGUACUCAUUUGCAUAUUCCCCCCUUCAAGGUGUUACAUUAAGCUCUUAUCAAAUAAUGUAAAUAGAAGCAUGAUAGCGCGCAGAUUUUCAGAGCUGUACCCCACCCCUGUGGGCUGGUGGAGUGGCUGGUGAACCGACAACCCGCUCUGGGAGUAUGAAGAGGUUUCUUCUGUUGUUUUUUUACCGACAUCAACACAUUUUCUGUUCCCUUUACCACGUCUAGACAUCUGAACCUCUCCCUGGUUGAAAUUCACCACACAACACGUGUCGCCUUUUGUUUUCCUCCUUCCUUCGCUGGUUGCAUUAAUGAACGGGUACACAGUGGCAGGUGGAAAGGCUCGAUUGUUCAAGUUGAAUCUAAGGCUUUGACACGAGGGAGAAACCCUGCACAAGUUUGAUGUCUCACGAGGGAUCUCCAAGAGGAAAUGAGUGUAGUUACGUAAGCUGCAGCUGAGCAGUCUGCACUGUGGGUCAUUUUAAUUCUAGCUGGAGAGAGAAGUAAUGUGAGGCUGUGCUUUCUAACAUCUCCUUCCCUGAUAGCAGAGCCUCGUUUGUAUCUAGGGCAUUAAAUAAUCACUUAUUCGCCAUUUUGUCUGGACUGUUGGACUGCUGCUCACAUAACCAUUUCUGUGCCAAGGAAUGGUAACAUGGCCUCAACACAGACUCUCUGAAUACAGUAUAAUAUACAGCAGAUAUAAUGUUGUCUGCACUGUGCAAAAAAAAAAAAAACACAUCUGUGAGAGUUUACACAGAAUUUCUGCUCAGACUGAACAAGAACUUGAAUUCGUUGACAAAUCUAGGACAGGCAUAAGAGGAUGAAGCACUUUCUGGACAUCAUCAUCAUCAUCAUCAUCAUCAUCAAGGACGACUGUACUGUAUGCAGACAGAUAUGUGGGCAGAGUAUUGGCACUUUACCUCAAGCAGAGGACACUUGUAUAACCCUUAUGUGCACUCUAUCUCCAGACUGUUGUGCUGUCAGUUGUCUGGCUGGCUAUAUUUACAUGCUCUCUGUACCUGAGAAUUAUGAGAUGUAGCUAACUUGUCAAUAUGUGCACCUGUUGUUUACUAGUAGCAACUGGAUGCCUGGUUCUACCUGCCAUGGAUUGCAUGUCAACAUGUUAAUAAACUGUCCAAUUAUGUAUCCA